AAAGGGAAGAUGGGCCACACGGGAGGUCGUCGGUCAUUCUGGGGGUCAUACCGUGGAUGCUUCACGGAAUUCUCAGAGAAAACCUUUGUACAUGGGUGCCAGCAUACGGUGGAAAAGGGACGUUCUAACGUGGAGAGAAUGCUGUGGACAUUGCUCAUCAUGACUGCAAUUGUUGCAACAAUCUGGCUCCUUGCCAGCUCCUAUGUUACCUUCCUGAAAGCCCCAACGGCUACAGGAAGGUCAGUCUAUCGUGUCCCCAUAAGUACAAUUCCUUUCCCAGCCGUGGCUUUGUGCAGUGGAACGCGCAUUAGUCGAGAGGCUCUUACAAACUACAGGGAUUACAUUUUUUCAAAGCAGAAUCAAACAACAGUGAAGAUUUCAGAGACUCGUGAAGGUGUUUACGAGCAUCUUCUGCAAUUGGGAUCUUUCUAUACGCUCAAUGUAGAUCAGGAUGACUUUUACCUCUACAAUCGUCUUCACAGCUUUUUCAUUGAAUUCUACGGCAACCCCUAUCCUCUAGGAGAAAUAAUUGCCAAUUUAACUCCUCCUUGUGAUGACUUCCUCAAAGAAUGCUACUGGAACGGUGUAAAGAUGGACUGUUCGACAAUCUUCAAUACAAACUGGACAGACUACGGCCCAUGCUGUACGUUUAACUACCAGAGACUAACUGGCGUGGAAAUGGAAAGGAUCUCUAAGCAAGGAUUAGAUAUUCCUAGCCCCAAACCGCUCUACGUUAAAGAAUCCGAAUUCAAGGAAGGCCUGACCGUAAUAAUUGAGCAAAAUUCAUCAGAUCAAAACUACAACGUUCACUCAUCAAUGGCAUCAAGAGUCCUUAUUUUUAAUCCUCAGGAUUAUCCUGAUAUGGGCAGUAAUGCCUACAUUGAGAGACAAAUUCAACUUUCAGGAGAAGUCUUCAUUGAACUCUUCCCAGAAUCUUUCAAGGGAAGUCAAACGAUGCGGCAUGUUUCAGCUAAGGCACGAGGAUGUUACUUUUGGGAUGAAAACACAUUAAUUUACAAAGGGUGAGCUUUUUGAGAAAAUUCUCCCGAAAGAAGCUUUUUAAUCUAGCUUCCUUUUUAUUUUUGCAG
Lutzomyia longipalpis is the source of this 1088-nucleotide messenger RNA. RefSeq names its product sodium channel protein Nach-like. The transcript has 3 exons. Gene Ontology annotation, cellular component: membrane. Gene Ontology annotation, molecular function: ligand-gated sodium channel activity. The record is from RefSeq and is a predicted model, not a curated record. Lineage: Eukaryota; Metazoa; Arthropoda; Insecta; Diptera; Psychodidae. Bases 10 to 1026 code for a protein of 338 amino acids. Gene Ontology annotation, biological process: sodium ion transmembrane transport.